Molecule: messenger RNA, 1845 nt
Organism: Pestalotiopsis fici W106-1
Lineage: Eukaryota; Fungi; Ascomycota; Sordariomycetes; Amphisphaeriales; Sporocadaceae
Exons: 2
Coding region: 1-1845 (614 amino acids)
Biological process (GO): dodecyl sulfate metabolic process
Molecular function (GO): linear primary-alkylsulfatase activity; protein dimerization activity
Source: RefSeq, a predicted model, not a curated record
AUGUCAUACGAACCAUCAUACGCCGACCGCAGAGAUUACGAGGAUGCGGAGCGUGGAUUCAUAUCAGCGCUGUCCCCAGGCAUCAUCAAAACUUCUCAUGGCAAAGUUGUAUGGAACAUUGACGAGUAUUCGUUUCUCCAUGGAGAAUGUCCCUCGACGGUUCAUCCAAGCCUCUGGAGGCAAGGGCAACUGAAUUCAAAGCAAGGCCUCUUUGAGAUCGCGCCCGGCAUCUACCAGGUCAGAGCUCUAGAUUUGUCAAACAUGACAAUCGUAGAGGGCGAAAAAGGAAUCAUCAUUAUUGAUCCGUUGAUUUCGUGCGAAUGUGCUGCAGCUGGAUUGCAGCUUUACCGGGCCCAUCGCGGCAAUGAACGCUCCGUCACGGGCAUGAUAUACUCCCACUCACAUGGCGAUCACUACAUGGGCGCACAGGGAGUUCUGCCACCAGACCAGGAUAUGUCAAUUCCCAUCAUUGCACCCGAAGGCUUCAUUGAGGCCAUCAUGAGCGAAAGUAUACUUGCGGGUCCGGCCAUGCGGAAGAGAGCUGCUUUCAUGUACGGCAACGCGCUUGAACGCUCGCCUACAGGACAAGUCGGCGUGGGUCUGGGCAUGGGCUCAAGUGUAGGCACGACUUCCUUGAUUCCACCCAGUCUUCUCAUCCAAAAGACGGGAGAAGAGCACGUGGUUGACGGUAUCCGCAUUGUCUUUCAAAUGGUUCCUGGUACAGAGGCUCCAGCCGAGGUCAACUUUCACUUUCCAGAUCUCCGAGCCCUCUGCAUACCCGAGACAGCGACCAAUUGCAUGCACAAUAUCGUGACGCUUCGGGGAGCUCAGGUUCGAGAUGCAAAAGCAUGGUCCGGAUAUCUCGACGAAGCGAUCGUCUUGUUUGGGUACGACUCGGACGUGGUGUUUGGAAGCCAUAACUGGCCGACGUGGGGUCAAGCUGAUCUCAUACAACGUUUGACGGAACAAAGAGACAUGUAUGGAUACUUACAUGACCAGACCGUUCGUAUGAUGAAUCUUGGCAUGACUGGCCUCGAGAUAGCAGAACAAAUCAGACUACCGCCAGCCAUUUCUCGCGCAUGGCAUUGUCAAGGUUACUAUGGAUCAGUGAGCCACAACGUCAAGGGCAUAUAUCAAAGAUACAUGACUUGGUUUGAUGGACAUCCAGCCCAUUUGUGGCAGUACCCAGCGGCAGAAGAGGGCAAGAGGUAUGUCGAAUGCAUGGGAGGCACUGAUAAUCUCUGCGACAAAGCCGAGGACUUCAUCCAGAAAGGCGACAGUCGAUUCGCAGCGACUCUCCUCGCACAUGCCGUAUCGGCGUAUCCGGAUGACCCCAGCCCACGAGCGAGAGUUCUCCUCGCAUCGGCCUAUGAGAACCUAGGAUUCGGUUCUGAGAACGCCACUUGGCGGAACUUCUAUCUUACUGGGGCUCAAGAGCUGAGGACCGGCAAGAAGGCUGGCAUGGUUGCUGGCGGACGAACACCAUUGGGCCCAAAUCUGUCCGUUGCCCAAUGGUUCGAGAUCAUGUCUGUACAAAUUGACGGUGAAAGAGCCGCGGAGAUGAACUUCUCGAUUGAUUUGGAAGUUACGGACGUCAUGGAGACAUGGAGGUUGAUUGUCAGUAAUGGCGUAUUAACACAUCGAACGCUGUUAUGGCAAACUCCGGCGCCAGGUACAGGCAAGGCAGACUUGAGAUUGAAGCUAGGCAAACACGAUCUCUUAGAGGUUUUGCGUGGUAAAAGUUUGGAUAGCAUCGAUCAAGACGGAGAUACGGAAGUGUUUACUCGGUUGUUGGAUCUGAUUGCCGUCAAGCAAGAAUCGUCGAGAGGGCCGAGCCAACUAUGA